CUGUCACAGUGAGCACAGGACAUUGUGUACACUGCAGCAGCGCCCUCUUGUGUCUGACGUCAGUACGAGCCUCCACCGGAUUGGCUGGGCGGUUGUCAGGACUGUUUACAGGAAACAUGGCUUCCCGGUCUGUUGGAGAGCUUCAAGAAAUGGAAGUGGACCGAAGGGGUGAGUCCGAGGAGUCUGGUGAUGAUGAGACCAGGAGGAGGAGUAUCAAUGGCGACGUUGAUCCCAAUCAGCCCCCUAACACAAGUAAAGAAGAGUCUCCGGUCGACAUGGACACCAUAACCUUGGACCCAGAGGAAGAGGAUGUUGAUCUUGUUCAUUGUCGUAUUGGAAAGAUUGAAGGAUUGGAGGUGCUACAGAAGGCGAAAACACUGUCCUUACGACAGAACCUCAUUAAAAAGAUCGAAAACCUCGACAGUUUGUGCUCACUGCGUGAACUAGAUCUUUAUGACAAUCAGAUCCGCAAACUGGAGAACCUGCACCACCUCACAGAGCUGGAGCAGCUCGACGUCUCAUUCAACCUUCUGAGGAAGGUGGAGGGUUUGGAGCAGUUGACUCGGGUGAAGAAACUUUUUCUGCUCCACAACAAAAUUAGCAGCAUUGCCAACCUGGAACAGUUAACGGACCUGGAGAUGCUGGAGCUGGGCUCCAAUCGCAUCCGGGUCAUAGAGAACCUGGAUACACUUUCGUCUUUGCAAAGUUUGUUUCUUGGCACCAAUAAAAUAACUACACUUCAGAAUCUGGAUGGUUUACACAACCUGACUGUUUUAAGCAUCCAGAGUAACAGGAUCACUAAAAUUGAAGGUCUGCAGAGCCUCAGCAACCUGAGAGAGCUCUAUCUGAGCCACAAUGGCAUCGAGGUCAUCGAGGGCUUGGAAAACAAUAAAAAGCUUACAACCCUGGACAUUGCAGCCAAUCGAGUAAAGAAAAUUGAAAACAUCAGCCAUCUAACAGACCUGCAGGAAUUCUGGAUGAACGAUAAUCAGAUAGAGAACUGGUCAGAUCUGGAUGAGUUGAAGAACGCCAAGUCUCUGGAAACGGUCUACCUUGAAAGGAACCCUCUACAGAAGGACCCUCAGUACCGGCGAAAGAUUAUGCUGGCGCUGCCCAGCGUACGCCAGAUCGACGCUACGUUCAUCCGCUUCUAAACUGCAGCGUACCGUUCACCUGCCACCUUCAGUGUUCGCCCUCACCGCCCUGCCUGCCCACAACACAAACUCCAUUUUAAAAUGCACUGGCCUCACUGAAUCACGUAGUCACUCCAUACACAAACAAACAUUCCGACACUAAACUCACCCACGACUCACUCGACAUACAUGUAUGCAUGUAUGCACUCAUUCACACCUUGAUCUAUGCCAUUGUAUAGAAGCUUAUUUAUUUAUUAAGCAGGAUAUAAACUGUGAAAGUAAUUCCCCCUGAAAGUGUUCCACGCCCAUUUCUUCAUUUCUCCUCCUCAUCUAUUUUCCUUUUAUUGUUUUGCAUGUGGAUUAGAGUAUGGAGACCUCUUCUUUCCUCCAUCAUGCAGUUCCCAUCAGGAAAAUGAUUGUUUAUCACACUGUUUAAGUUGCACUGUUGUCACGUUUGAAGAAAAGGCUGGCACUCUUAUUAUUUGAGGGACUUUUGUCGCGGAUUUAUUAUUUUUUUGGUUGGACAGGAUGAGACUGUUUUCACAAAGGUACACAGGCGGUGGAAGAAUAAUUAAACUUCAAAGGGAAAGUCCAUGAUAAAGUAUAAUUUAGAUAUUUUAAUCUUAAGAAUACCUCUUCAUCCUCUCAUCUGGUUCCAUCAUGCUUCAAAACUGUCCUUAACAAAACUUUAGAGUCAGAGAAACAUCUAAAAAUUAACGCCGGAGUGGCGCCAUGCAGAUCCUCUUAAUUUUUUUUUUUUUUUUUUUUUAGGACAACAACACAAACAAUCUGAUGAAUUAUUUUAAUAAACUGGUAUCAUAACCAAUGAAGGGCAAAUUUUAAUGUCCAGCAGCCUCGUCUUUUCCUUGUCCAGAUAUUUUACAGCUCAUAUGCCCUGUUUUUUUUUUGUUUGUUUGUUUGUUUAUUAAUAAGACUGUCCUCUGCAGUAGAAUAAAGCUCAUGAGAAUGUAAAAUCAUUUAAAGUAUGUCCAUGACACCCCUCCCUCUCUUUCUUUCAGUACCUUGAACACAUCAUUGAUUACAGCCAAUUCCCAAAGUCUAACAACUUUUGGAAACUUGUUCAUAAUUUUCUUUUUUUUUCUUUUAACUGAUAACAGUAAUUUGUAGAUUGUAUUUAAGUGAAAUGACUUACCAAUGGUGAGUAAAAGUGUUGUUAACUAAUGUAAUGCUCAGACAAUUUUUUAAACACAUUUUGAGGUUCGAUAUGCUCAAAUGUGUAAAGACACGACAGUGACACAUUCUGCAAUAUUCUCAUUCGGCCUUCAGUAAUGCUUAAAAAUAGGUAUUCAUGUAUAUUUAACAUGACCUUCAACAAAAACUAAGUGACCUAUUCCUAUUGUCCCCUGUAUAUAAUGCUUGAGUGCACUUGAAUUUUUCCCUCUUACAGUUAAAACGUGACGCAUCUUUUAUAUGAAAUAAUAACUUCCCACCUCAGGGCUAAAAGGUCACGUGUGUACACGGAACAGACGCAUCAGAUUUCAGUGCGUUUCUGGGUUUACAUGGAGAAUUUAAGCUAAGUGCUUUCUGUGCAACAGAAGAUGCUGACCAUUAUCGUCUAAUUCCUUUCAUCUGGGACAAUAAUUAUUAAAGUGGCCUGAGUUGAUAUUGAAUCUCCCUUUGUAAGCAAAAAGACAACAGCUUAAAAUGCUGGUUUGUAUUAUUGGUGUUUUGAUCUUUUUCAAAUGAAUUGACAUCAGAUUAUAAACCUUUUAAAAAAAACACAAUUGUUCGUGAUUAGAAAACUAGAACAUUUAUGAGCCGUAUCAGACUAUCAGCAAAACUGAAGGACACUGUGUAUUAUUGAUAUGAAUGUAAUCUUAUUUUAUAUUCAGCUUUAACUAUGAUUAAAAUUGGCCAGUGGGAUUAGAAGUGUCACUGUGUAUUUGUAAAUAUAGUUUGGACAUAUCAGUGAUGUAGAAAGUCAGUGCCAUCACCACUUUCCCUUUGUAAACUGAAUUCCUUUUUUUUUCUUCUUUAUGCCAGGCAGGACAACAGAUUUGUGUGAAAUAACAUAAUGAAGAUCUUAACUUGACCUUGAUUGGUCACUUAACGAGCAAUUGUUCAAAUUGAUGGUAUCUUGUCAUUGGUAGAACUGAUCCUUCAGGUUUUGGACUUGGUUGAAGCUGUUUUGAAACUGAAUGUAUUAUGCAAAUAAUAAAAUGACACUACUUAAAGCGCAA
Molecule: messenger RNA, 3334 nt
Organism: Acanthopagrus latus (yellowfin seabream)
Lineage: Eukaryota; Metazoa; Chordata; Actinopteri; Spariformes; Sparidae
Gene: ppp1r7
Product: protein phosphatase 1, regulatory (inhibitor) subunit 7
Exons: 10
Coding region: 117-1154 (345 amino acids)
Molecular function (GO): protein binding
Source: RefSeq, a predicted model, not a curated record